UCGACUGGCAGAAAGAAUUUGACAGCCAUUACGGCUCCUAUCGACCUAGGUAUCAUCGCACGAAUUGCGAGAAGGUCUGCCCUAGUCCAGAGAGCCAGCAGCCAUGCACCAAUGCGAGCACUGCUCCUCGUAACCCUAGCGCUCGUCCAAGCCCAGCAUUACCACCAGCACCACAUGCCGCGCGCAAAAUUCGACGACCAGACGGGCGCACCGCUCAACGACGCAGCGCGUGCCAUCCUCGCGCGCCACUCGGCGACCGCGCCCGCGCCCGGUGCCGGCGCGACCGAGGCGUUCGACUCGCUCGUCGACGUCGCCGUGGCCGCGGGCACCUGGAAAUUCGUACUCCUCGAAUGCGAACUCGACGGACGACGAAAACGCAUCGUGCGAGCGCUGCAGGGUCUAAAAUAUCACGCGGAGAACUACGACGUGACCGCCGCGCCGCUCAAGGCAUUGGGGGUCCACGUCCGCGUCGUGGGCGGAGGACGCAUCAAGCGAGACGACGCCGCCAAGACGAUUUCUGUAUAUGGCUACUCGAAGACGUUCGGCCGCAGCCCCGGCUGCAACGAGGCGACGGCCGAGAUGAUCCGCGCGGCGCUCCCGGGCUACCGCGUCGACUGGUCCGACGAGGGCUACUAA
Molecule: messenger RNA, 636 nt
Organism: Pelagomonas calceolata
Lineage: Eukaryota; Pelagophyceae; Pelagomonadales; Pelagomonadaceae
Source: the annotation of a GenBank genome assembly